Molecule: messenger RNA, 943 nt
Organism: Phoenix dactylifera (date palm)
Lineage: Eukaryota; Viridiplantae; Streptophyta; Magnoliopsida; Arecales; Arecaceae
Biological process (GO): microtubule-based process
Cellular component (GO): cytoplasmic dynein complex
Molecular function (GO): dynein intermediate chain binding
Source: RefSeq, a predicted model, not a curated record
UAGACGGUGGACCGGUAAUGGAAACAAAAAGAAGAUCUCCACCGGCCUGAGCCCACGUAUUUAGUAUUCCUUGGGAUUAGGCGAGCUCACAUGGCCUUUCUCCUCUCUCUCUCUCUUUGUGCCCCAUUUAAUCUAGCGGUCUCCACCGCGAGAGAUUCGAGACUCCCACCCCUCAUAUCUCCUUGUAGAUCGAUCCGGAUCGCUAUGGGAACCAUUGACGGGCCUGAGAGAGAAUCCAGUUCCAGCAGCCAACGCAGCGUCGGCGGAGAAGGCGUGCCAGAAGGCCCAGAACUGAUCGGCAAUAUCGAGGCCAAAGCAUCGAGAGCCGUCCAGAUCCGCGAUGAUGGCCGCGGGAUGCCGCGGCUUCAUCAUACUCCCGAGGGGUCCGGGAGCACCGCAAAGUUGGUACCGGGGAGGAAGUCUUUGCCGCAUGUCGAGAUGAUGAAUGUAGACCGAGAAGAAGCAGCAGCAGCGUCGCUCCGGGUGAAGGCGAUGGCAGCCGACAUGCCGGUGUUCAUGCAACUGCAUGCCUUUCGAUGCGCCAGGCGGGCCCAUGACAGCCAGGACAGUUUCAGCUCCAGGCAGAUGGCCCAUGACAUGAAGAAGGAAUUUGAUAAGGUGUAUGGGCCGACAUGGCAUUGCAUAGUAGGGACGAGCUUCGGGUCGUUCGUGACUCACUCGACCGGCUGCUUUCUUUAUUUUUCUAUUGAAAAGAUCCUCGUAUUGUUGUUCAAGACCAGGAUCCGACAGGUAUCCACAUCUUAGAUCAAUUUGUACGAAGUUCGCCCAUAGAUGUUUAUCGCUCUCUCUCUCUCUCUCGCUCCCCUUGAGAAAAUCCUUUCUUUUUAUCCUUUUUUUUUUGAGAAGUGUAAGAGACGGUAAAGAAGAUCAGAGCUGCUCGAUCUUCUUAAUUUCAGAUAUAUGACAAACAUUGUCAGGUCCA